Molecule: messenger RNA, 2043 nt
Organism: Corapipo altera (White-ruffed manakin)
Lineage: Eukaryota; Metazoa; Chordata; Aves; Passeriformes; Pipridae
Gene: FBXL13
Product: F-box and leucine rich repeat protein 13
Biological process (GO): SCF-dependent proteasomal ubiquitin-dependent protein catabolic process
Cellular component (GO): SCF ubiquitin ligase complex
Source: RefSeq, a predicted model, not a curated record
AUGCUGAGCCGGCAGCUCUGCGUGCGGGACGCGGGGGAGGCUCGGCCUUCACAACUCUGCGAUGCAGUUUUUGUUUCAGAAUCACCCGCGCCCCCAGGCCGGCCCGAGGCAAGGGCGGUCCUGCACCAUGGCAGCCCCCGCGGGGGCACAUCGUCCCUAGAGGUGGGGCAGUCAGCGCCCUCCGCCGCCUCUGGACCCCACCACCCGCUGUUUGUCCAGCCUGGUCCCCCAUGGAGCCGAAGAUCCACUUACAUUUUUAGAAGAAAAAGAAAAAAGCCAAAGUGGAAGAUGGCUCUAGCAUAAGACCAUUAUUAUGUCCAAAUAUUAAGAGUUAUUAUGCAGCAGUGAAACAUGUGGGUGCAGAUUCACAAGGAAAAAAAGACACAUAAGUCUAUAACUGCACAUUCUAAGUGUUACAUAUCAGAUGUUUAUAUUUCUGCAUAUGAAGUAGUAAUUCAGUUCUGCAAAUGGUUAUGGACAUGGGACAUUUUGGUAUAUAAACAUGUAGUAAAUAUUAUGCAGAAAUGUCAUCCAUACAUGUUAUGUGUGAAUCUUUGAGGUUGCUAUUCUCUUCACUGGCCUAGCUUUAAAUGUUUUAGUGACUGUAGAAAUUUGCAAGUUUUGAAUAUCUCUGAAUGCCAGGGGUUAAAUACUGAAUCUCUCAGAAUAACAUCAGAAGGCUGCAGAGCUCUUCUCUAUUUAAGUCUGUUGUAUAGAGAUAAUACUAAUGGAGUCCUAUGACUUUUGUCAAGCAACUUCCCCACUUUACAGUAUCUGAGUUUAGCUCACUGCAGAAAAUUCACAGGCAAAGGUUUACCAUACCUGGACUCUGGAAGAAGCUGUCACAGGCUCAUCUGUUUGGAAAUGUCAGGUUGCAUUCAGGUUUGUAUUGAUGUCUUUAGAAGUAUUGCCAAUGGCUGCAAUGGGAUUCAAGAUCUGCUAAUCAGCAAAAUGCCAACUCUUACAGACAGAUGUAUUCAAGCUCUGGUUCCAAAAUGCCAACAGAUAAGGUCUAUUUUCUUCCCUGACUCUCCAAAACUUUGAACUUUUAAAGCCCUUCCUGAAUGUAAACUUGUCAAGGUCAACUCUGAAUAUUAGUAUAUUAAUUCAAAAAAUUCUUAGGAUGAUGUAUUUUUAAAAUUCAUAAAUGCAGCCCCAUACAUCAGGCACAUUCGUGUGUCUGUUUGAUGCCAGAAGAUUACAGAUGCUGGUCUUAGGAUGAUUUCACCAUUGAAACAUAUUCUUGUACUGAAUGUGGCAGACUGUAUAAGUGAUGGACAUGUAAGGCCAUUGGUACAAGAUUCUUCAGGAGCUUAGCUAAGAAAGCUGAGUGGCUUGAGAGCCCUAGGCUGGCCUGGAAAAAUAUUGGAACUUUCUACAUCACAAUGCAAAAACAUCAGUGACGCUGGGAUUCCAGUAAAACUUCACCUAUUUUUCAGCGUCAUAAAAUACCUGUAACCCUGCCAUGUCUCUUACAGCCCUCAGCUGACAGAUGAAGCUGUGAAAGCAACGGCAUUUCACUGCCACAGAAUAACAUCUGGCAACAUAGCCGGUUGCCCAAAGAUAACUGAUACACAUAACCAGUACUUGGCUGCAGCCUGUCAUUGUCUUCAUUUCUUGGAUGUCUCCAGUUGCAUUCAUCUUACUGAUAAAACACUGAAAUGUCUUUGGGAAGGUUGUACUGUAGAAAUAUUACCAAGAUUGAAGGCCAAUAUGGCAAAAAUGAUAAAAAAUUUAUCUUUUGCCAAUAACUACAUCAAAAGCACAGUAAAAUACGGCAUGAUUCUAGAAUUAGUUAUCUUGCAGUAUCUCUUCAAUGACAUCAAAAGCAAUGACAGAUAUGACUGGGAUGGCAAUAUACUACCUUUACCAAAAAACACAUAUCAGAGCCUGAAUAAACAAAUUCUUCAAAUGAAAAAUGAAGAAAUUGAACAAAAUCUUCUACAGUUCAAGGGUUUUUCUCUAGAGCAUGAAAAGAACACUGUAUUAUUUUUUCUUAAAACUAAUCACACUUUAAUAAAAGGCCAUUUGUUGCAUUAGUAA